This is a messenger RNA of Phlebotomus papatasi, 1339 nucleotides long. It is a transcript of the gene Buffy, whose product is annotated as bcl-2-related ovarian killer protein. The record is from RefSeq and is a predicted model, not a curated record. The transcript is spliced from 5 exons. Lineage: Eukaryota; Metazoa; Arthropoda; Insecta; Diptera; Psychodidae. Gene Ontology annotation, molecular function: protein homodimerization activity; protein heterodimerization activity. The coding region runs from base 422 to 1279 and encodes 285 amino acids. Gene Ontology annotation, cellular component: mitochondrial outer membrane. Gene Ontology annotation, biological process: extrinsic apoptotic signaling pathway in absence of ligand; intrinsic apoptotic signaling pathway in response to DNA damage; regulation of apoptotic process.
CCACGUCUUUCAGUUUGCGGUGAUUCUUCGGCGAGUCAACAUCCCACCGGCUCAGGAGAAAUAUUCAGUGGUUCCAAAAGUAUCUGAAAAUGUGCGAUUCCUGACCCGGAAAAUUUUUUGAGUAUUUCCUUGAUAUAUUCCAGAUAGUCUGUAUUGAUUUUGUUAAACGUCUCUUGUGCACUUUUGCCGUUAAGAGUGAAACCAAAGAAAAGCAAUAUUUGUAUUCACAUUUUUAUGAAGUGCAUUGCAGUGAUUUGUGGUGAAAGAAAUAUUUUACGAUUAUGAAGUAUUUACAGUAAAAAAAAGAGUUAAGCUGAAAAAUAUUAAAGUGAAGUCUGUGUGUGCUGAAAGAAAAACAAGAGAAAAAGUGUGAAAAUAUUAAUAUAAUAAAGUAUUCUUCUUUUCAUGAUUCUGGAAGGAAAUGUCUGGAAAAGGAUCUCUAGAACCGCCUUUUCCGCCUGAUCGCCUCACAUCACCGCCCCCAACGAAGAGAAAAUUUAGUUUUCCCGCCACACUUCAUUCCUCCAACCUUCUAGCCGUCGAUCCAGCCGCCGGAGCUGCCUCAUCUGCCCGCAGACGUCUCAGCAAUGUCAGUGAUGUAGUCACCAGAAAACUCUCCAACACAAUUGGUUGGAAAGCACCUCCGAUUCCCACCCACGACAUCAUCUCUCAGGGAAGAUGUCUCUGUUAUCAGUAUGUAAGAAGUCGCCUGAAAAGGGCGGGAAUGUUCACGAGAAAACUAGGCCUUCAAAGAGUAAGAAGUAUUCUCGGUACUUCCUCAAUAGAAGUAAUAAGGGAGGUGUUUCCUGCUUUAAACUAUGUUGGCGAAGAGCUUGAACGAAUGCACCCAAGAGUCUACAGUGGAGUGGCUAGACAGAUCUCACGAAAUCCAGGAGGAGAACUGGCAUCGGAAGAGACUGUUCCGUGCCUCAUGAGUGCCGUUGCUCGGGAUCUCUUCCGUAGUGACAUUACCUGGGCCAAAGUGAUUUCUUUGUUCGCGAUGGCAGGAGGUUUGGCUGUGGACUGCGUACGCCAGGGACACUCAGACUACCUCCCGAGACUCGUAGAUGGCGUCACAGAGGUCAUUGAGGACGAACUAGUGCCAUGGAUCAACGACAAUGGAGGAUGGAUGGGACUCAGCUACCACGUUAAUCCUUCGGGAACUACAGAAUUGAGUGUCUUGGAGUGGAUUGCCCUGGGAUUAGGAUGCAUCCUUGGCAUUUGUGUCUUCAUAUUCAUCAUCAAAUUUGUAGGCCAUUUUUUAUUUUCCGAAACUUAAUGACUGUGAAUCAUGUAGCUGAUUCUCAAGUAAAAGACUUUUAAGUUUUCUUAUUUUAGA